Molecule: messenger RNA, 649 nt
Organism: Amphimedon queenslandica
Lineage: Eukaryota; Metazoa; Porifera; Demospongiae; Haplosclerida; Niphatidae
Product: dnaJ homolog subfamily C member 15-like
Exons: 3
Coding region: 118-450 (110 amino acids)
Biological process (GO): protein import into mitochondrial matrix
Cellular component (GO): PAM complex, Tim23 associated import motor
Molecular function (GO): ATPase activator activity
Source: RefSeq, a predicted model, not a curated record
ACGCCUAUCUCAUUAUUGCGUCACUUUUAAAUGGCUACCUGUUUGUAAGUGAGAACUUUUCAAUCUGCUUUAUUUUGAGCCUCCAUUUGAGCACCUUCAACUCCAAAGAGAACAAAAAUGACCUCUCUAAUGCUAGCGGGGAUUGGUAUAGCUGCCACAGCCCUCACUGCUCGUGUGGUGAUGAGGAACUUUCGAGAAGUUCAAAAGAAAAUGUCUAAAAUACAGACAGACCAGUUGCUGAGUACAUACUACAGAGGAGGGUUCGAGAAGAAUAUGAACAGGAGAGAGGCUGGUUUGAUUCUAGGGGUCAGCCCUUCAUCUCCUCCUGAUCGUAUUCGAGUGGCCCACCGACAAAUAAUGUUACUCAAUCAUCCUGAUAGGGGAGGGUCACCUUAUCUUGCUGCAAAGAUCAACGAAGCUAAAGAUUACUUGAUAAAAGGAAACAAGUGAUUAUCUAUACACUCCAACCUCCCACCCACUCUCUCUCUCUUUUUGUCUUUGUACCUGACUCUGUUUAUUGUAUUAUAAAUCAACAGUACACUUAUGUCAAUGUUUGUCUUAUUAUUAUUGUUAUUAUUUAUUCUAUUUCUUUUUGUUGAUUGAUAAAUUACAAAGUGAAUUGUAUAUCAUUUCAAUCAGUAUAUACACU